CUAUAUAUCGACUUGACCAAACACGAAUCACUCACUCGGUCGUCUCCAUACAGCCGAGACCGAGGUCGAGGCGUUCUUCCUUCGUCUCCCUUCCACUCCCGCGGGUUUCGAUGUCAUACUGGCCUUCGGCCGAUCAGAAGCCGUUGAAGGGGAGUGCAGAUUUGAGGUGUUUACUAUUGGUUUGCAGGAGGAUUCAAGUAGGAAAUCUUUUGUGGUUAAGACGAAGGAAGAAGAUGGGGGAUCAUGUGGUGUUGCACGUCAACCGGUUGUUAACACCCCAAACCAUUGGCACGACAACAGGGGUAGAUGGUUCGAUGUCCUUUGCGGAAACUGCCUAUUGUUUUGCACAUACACAUCCGUCUACUUCGAUUGCCAGCUCUUGCAACGACCAGAAAGGGAAGGAGGAAAGCACGGUUGGAGAGGAAGAUGAACCGUUAAUUCAGAUGGUAGAUUGUCGCAUAUGCCAAGAGGAGGACAACAUAAAAAACUUGGAGGCCCCUUGUGCUUGCAGCGGCAGCCUGAAGUAUGCUCAUAGGGCAUGUGUUCAGCGUUGGUGCAGCGAGAAGGGUGAUAUAACCUGUGAGAUCUGCCGUGAGCAAUAUAAGCCUGGGUACAUUGCUCCACCACGAGUCCAUUCUGAUGAGACCAUGAUCAAUGUCAACAGCAGUUGGGUCAUUACAGGUUCGCAAUUGAAUUUGCAUGACCCUCGAGUACUGGCAACGACAACAUCACGGGGCCACUUAGUUGAAGCUGAAUAUGCUGAGUUGGCUACAGAUUCUAGCGGUGCUGCUUGUUUCCGCUCUGCUGCUCUUAUAGUAUGCCCUUAUCAUUUGAUGACUAUUUUGUUGUUGAGGCAUGCAUUAAUCAUUACUAAUUCUGAUGGAGAUGAUGAUUAUGAUGAUGAUGCUUCGACGUACUUUUCACUUUUUUUGCUACGGGUAGUUGGAAUUCUUUUGCCAUGUUACAUCAUGGUAUGGAUCAUAAGUAUCUUGCAACAAUGGAGGCAAAGACAGGAGGCAGCAGCCUUAGCAGCAACUCAAGUAUCAUUCAAUCUGCAGUCUGGCCAAUAAAGGAGCUUGCACUUGACAUUAGCACCAGAUUCACCUGCUACUCCCCCACAAGAGCCACAACAGUAGCAUUUAAUUUGGUUAAUGUAGGCUUUAAGCUUGUUCCGAGAUUUAUUUUUGUUAGAACCAAGUAAUUAAGUCAUAGGUUACGGCAUCAGCAGCAGAAUAUUGCUGCGCCAACGCACGGAAAUGAAUGCUGGCUUUUUCUGCUAGCUUUUUCUUGUACCUUCGCAUCGAUUUCUUCAGUUGUAUGUAAUUUCACCUUGGCUUAUUAGAGGACUUACCUUAUAAGACGUAA
This is a messenger RNA of Musa acuminata subsp. malaccensis (wild Malaysian banana), 1365 nucleotides long. RefSeq lists its product as uncharacterized. Gene Ontology annotation, biological process: protein ubiquitination. Lineage: Eukaryota; Viridiplantae; Streptophyta; Magnoliopsida; Zingiberales; Musaceae. The record is from RefSeq and is a predicted model, not a curated record. Gene Ontology annotation, cellular component: membrane. Gene Ontology annotation, molecular function: zinc ion binding; ubiquitin-protein transferase activity.